This is a messenger RNA of Penicillium subrubescens, 2172 nucleotides long. RefSeq names its product phosphate-sensing transcription factor PHO4. Gene Ontology annotation, molecular function: protein dimerization activity. The transcript has 3 exons. The record is from RefSeq and is a predicted model, not a curated record. Lineage: Eukaryota; Fungi; Ascomycota; Eurotiomycetes; Eurotiales; Aspergillaceae. Bases 1 to 2172 code for a protein of 723 amino acids.
AUGGAGCACCAACCGGCCAUGACCUGGCCGGAGCAAAUCCAUGAGAAUCAGCUUAUCACGGCCCCCGGCGAAGAUGAAUUCUCCAACUUCCUCGAGUUCAAUAUGCAAUUUGCCGACUUGGACGGGCACGGAUCAGCACAGCAACAGAUGCAAGACCAGCAACAUUCCAUGGUGCCUCCCACCACGACAGCCCCCGACCAGUCCAUGGCUUCAGAUCCCCGGUCGCAUCCUCAGUUCGCAUCUCCAAUGGAAGGUCUCGCAAUGGAUUUCAAUGGCCACGGUGGUAUGCAGUCUUCCAUGCAGUCACAGCCGGGUCCUAUCCCGUACUCGACACCUUCGAUGACUCCGGGCUUUUGCGCCCAGGAUACCGCCCACCAUCACCAUCAGCAGCAGCACUCCAUGUCGCAACAACAGGGUCCUUCGGCGCAGCAAUACAUGCAGCAGGGCCAGCAUAUGAUUCCUCCCACCCCGAACAGCAUGGAGUUGCACGGCAAUGCCGCCCGGUACCCCCAGCGCGUGGAUGAUCACUCGGACAUGUACGAUCGCUACUCGCGCAUCAAUGAGGAACAGGCCUUAUAUACUCCUCUGGUGUCUCCCGCCAUGACUCCUCUGGAAAGCCAAUUCCGACUUCCUGAAUAUACCAUCCCCGGCGAAUACUUCACCCCUUUGACAUCGCCCGCGUUGGAAGCGCAAAAUCACUCCAGCAACAACUAUCAAUUUCAUGCGCGCCAGGUGUCGGAUGUGGGCUUCGUCCCCACCAAUGCGGAGGUCAACCCUCUUCCCGGUACUUCUGCUCCGCCUUCUCCCAGCAUCAUCCGCAAGACUCGCCGACGCACUUCAGUUGCUUCCUCUCGGCUGGCCGGGCGCACGAGUAAAACCCGUCAAUCCCCUCACAUUCGGGCACAGACAACGCAAUCGCAGCGCGCCCGGGGCAAACAACAUGCUCCCAGCUCGGAGGAUCUCUAUAAUAUGACCCAGGAGCUGAACAAACCGCCAAACCAUGAUGUGCGCCAACUCCAAGAAAGUAGCAAUGAGGGAUCAGGCCAGGAUUCAGUCUCCCCUGAACCUUUGCCCGACUCAUUGAUGCCACCUCCUGCCGUUCCUCCACCUCGCAAAUCUCCUGCCAUCCUUCCUCACCAGACCUCUCAGCAAUUACCGGGCACGGCCGCUACUCCGGCCACGCUUAUGCGCAUUCAGCGAUCCCAACAUGCACAGGAGCCUUCGGAUCAAAUAAUGGGUCAGGCCCAGUUGGAAGUUCCGGACGAGUUGAUGGAGGACAUUUCUCUCCCAGAGGCCGCCCAGCCGGCUCUACAGCCACGCCCUAAGAUGAAUCGCAUUGAUACCAGUAUGCGCAACACAGCCAGUCCGAUCAUUUCGGCCAAUGGAACCCCAUUGAUGGAGCCUCGGUCGACUCCGGCAGCGGAGCGUACCCCCAUUGCGCCCAGUCCGCGCACUAUCGCUAUGCCCUCGCCUAGUGGGCCGGUACCCAAGAGGUCUGAUCCAUCCCGACAGUCUAUAUCCAGUCGGAAGCGACCCAGUGUGAGCUCCACACACGCCAGUCCAUUGUUGCGUCCAAAGAUUAGCCCAAGCAUUCAGCCUCUGAUGCGAGGCGGUGACAGUUUGUCUCAAGAUGCGCUCUACUUGGCCUCCAAGUCCAAUUAUCAGCACAUUUUGGAUGGCACUCUGCCUUCUGGAGUCUCAUAUCCCGAAAACCUUGCCGAGAAUUUGAGUUCCAAGCGAACCAACCACAAGCUUGCCGAACAGGGCCGCCGAAACCGAAUCAACAAUGCUUUAAAGGAAAUCGAGUCCUUGAUUCCCCCAGAGUUUAUUCAGAUGCGACAAGCCAAGGAGGCCGCUGCCUCUGGAACCAAGCCAGGCGACAAGGAGAAGGAGAAACCAGCUAACCAGGCCAUCAGCAAGGCCAGUGCCGUGGAGAUGGCCAUUGACUAUAUCAAGGCCUUGAAGAAGACACUCGACGACACGGCAUCCAAAUUAGCCGAGGCUGAGGCCAAGCUUGCCGGUGUCAAUCUCAACGACACACCCACCAGUGCCUCACCUGCUGCUGCAGUGGCUGAGAAGACCUCUCCAACAACUACGACUACCAAUGCUACCACCACCAGCACCACCACCAACGGUACCGGUUCAGACUCCUCAACCAAGAGUCCAUCAUGA